Nicotiana tabacum (common tobacco) is the source of this 1974-nucleotide messenger RNA. The record is from RefSeq and is a predicted model, not a curated record. Lineage: Eukaryota; Viridiplantae; Streptophyta; Magnoliopsida; Solanales; Solanaceae.
GCUUGGAAACUCUCAAUUUAUUCUUCCUCCUUUUCAACCUUACAAGCUUUUAUAUGCACACAUGUUGGCUGAAGUUGGGAGAACGCCAGAUGCGUUGAAGUAUUGUCAAGCAUUAUCUAAAUCGCUUAAAACUGGCCGAGCUCCUGAGAUAGAAACAUUGAGACAAUUAGUGUCGUCUCUUGAAGAAAGGAUCAAAACACACCAAGAGGGAGGGUUUGCCACUAAUUUGGCUCCUGCAAAGUUGGUUGGUAAAUUGCUUAACCUUUUUGAUAGCACUGCUCACCGUGUGGUUGGGGGCUUACCACCGCCAGUUCCUUCAACAAGCAGCGGCAGUCCACAAGGGAAUGAACAUCAUUAUCAGUCUGCGGGACCUAGAGUCUCAAAUAGUCAAUCGACAAUGGCAAUGUCAUCUUUGAUGCCUUCAGCAUCCAUGGAGAAAAUAAGUGACUGGGCAGCUGACAACAAUAGAAUGACGAUGCACAAUAGAAGUGUUUCAGAGCCCGACUUUGGAAGAACUCCUAGACAGGAUCAUGUCGACUCAUCAAAGGAAGCAAGCUCAAGUAACACACCAGGUAAUUCAUCAGCAGCUGCAGGUAGAUCACGCUUUGGUCGCUUUAGUUUUGGCUCUCAGCUUCUCCAAAAAACGGUUGGAUUAGUCCUUAAACCCCGACAAGGCCGUCAGGCCAAACUGGGUGAAACAAAUAAAUUUUAUUAUGAUGAAAAACUUAAAAGAUGGGUUGAAGAAGGUGCUGCGCCUCCUGCUGAGGAACCAGCUCUAGCACCACCACCAACCACUGCUGCUUUCCAGAGCGGGGCACCUGAUUAUAACUUGAAUAUUGUACUAAAAAGUGAAGGUUCUAUUAGCAACGGAAGUCCAGACAUGAAGAGCCCACCUUCUGCUGAUAAUGGUUCAGGAAUCCCACCACUUCCACCGACCACUAACCAAUUCUCAGCACGCAGUCGGAUGGGUGUUCGGUCAAGGUAUGUUGACACAUUCAAUAAAGGUGGAGGUAAUCCAACAAAUCUUUUCCAAUCGCCUUCUGUUCCUUCCAUGAAACCUGCUACUGGAAAUGCAAAGUUCUUUGUUCCUACGCCAAUGUCCCCUGUUGAACAAACAGUUGACAGUCAUUCCAAUGAGCAACAGACUUCAGGAAAUAGUGAGAAUAAUUCAAUCUCUGUUGUGAAUGGGUCAUUCCAGUCACCUGCACCUCCAUCAACCAUGCCUAUGCAGAGAUUUCCAAGCAUGGACAGCAUCUCUAAGAAGGGGGUAACUACUGGACCUAGCCACCUGUCAAGUCAGUCACGGAGAACUGCAUCAUGGAGCGGAGGCAUUUCUGAUGCUUUCACCCCAAAUAAAUCUGAAGUAAAACCACUUGGUGAGGUAUUGGGUAUGCCUCCAUCAUCAUUCAUGCCUAGUGAUGCUAAUUUGAUGCACUCCUCGAUGAAUGGUGGUAGAUUUGGUGAAGAUCUACAUGAAGUAGAACUGUGACACAAUAAAGAUGUACAUAUUAAUUUUUGGUUGUUGUCUUGGUUCUCUCCACUCUCGGGGCACUAUGCUGCUCAAGAUCAUCGGCCAUUUGUUGGUAAGGGGUUUAAGUGUGGUCAAAGGAAGCUGGAACACACUUCUCACCAACCCUUCAAUUACUUCUCCUUUUUGUAAGAUCAGUUAUGUGUUGAAAGCCAUUACAUACUUAGCUGUUUACUUUUAGGUCGUAGAUCGUUAUUUUUGUCUUUUCUGUUUCUGUUUUUGCCUCUCCAAAAGGUUCAAUACCUGCUGUUUGAGAGUCUUGUCAUAAUAUAUUACAAGGAAAAUGGCACGAGAUACAUUGUAUAGUUGAUUUGUUCAUUUAUAGAGGAAGGAAUGUCCAUCCUAUUAGUUUAAAUAGGAAGACCAUCUCUGCGGGAGAAAGUGUAGUAAAGAAGAAUGUUAGAACUCCAUUUCCAGUAUUGAUUGGACAAAUAAUUUGCCUUGGA